Mugil cephalus (flathead mullet) is the source of this 3074-nucleotide messenger RNA. Its product is annotated as NACHT, LRR and PYD domains-containing protein 12. The record is from RefSeq and is a predicted model, not a curated record. Lineage: Eukaryota; Metazoa; Chordata; Actinopteri; Mugiliformes; Mugilidae. Gene Ontology annotation, cellular component: cytoplasm. Gene Ontology annotation, molecular function: protein binding. The transcript has 9 exons. The coding region runs from base 210 to 2864 and encodes 884 amino acids.
CUGUAGGACAAAACUCGGGGAUUAAAAUACCUCAGUACACUUCCUGGUUUGGGUGGGUGGUUUUAUUGGCCCUGUGGCUGGCGUGUGUGAGACUGCUGCUGCAUUCCCGCUGUAGGUGUAACGUUUUUUUGGACAGAUAUCUGCCUGCUCUCUAGAGAUAGAUUUGUUUGGCUUUGUCUUCCAGCAACACCGCAUCCACGAUUAUCGCGAUGGACAAAGCUGCUGUCCUGACUCACACCCUGAAAUCCAAGGGCGUGGUAACGCUUCUUGGUGGAGAGCCGCCUGCCAGUGUGCUUUUCAGCAAUAAGUACAUACCCCCACUCACCUCUGCAGGUGACAGCUUUCCCUCACUUGACCACGCCAUCCGCGCUGGUUUGUCAGGCGACAACAUAGCUGUCACGCUCGUGGGUCCAGAAGGAUCAGGUAAAACCACCGGUCUGCAGCAGCUGGUUGUGGACUGGGCGAAGGGGGAACAUCUUCAGAGGUUUUCACACGUUUUCCACUUCCAGUUUACGGACAUAAAUCCUCUGGAAGGUGCGCUCCCUUUGGAGACUUUAGUCCAACACAAUUGUAUCCCUCUUGAUUACACACCUCUGGCUCUGCAGAAACCUGAGGAUGUGUUGUUUAUCUUUGAUGGGCUGGAUGAGUACAAACACAGCCUGGACCCGUCCGCCCACACCUUCGUCUCUGACCCGAGCCAGGCAGCCUCAGCGUCCUGCUUAGUGGCCAGUCUGCUUCACGGAUCACUGUUGAGAGGGGCUGCCGUUGUGGUGGCGACCAGGCCGACAGCAUGUCUGCAGUUUCUCAGUGGUACCGUUGUUGAAGCGUUGGGUUUUCUGAGGCCUCAACGCGAGGCCUACGUUAACAGCUUCUUCACUGAGCCUGCUGCUGCCAAACAGGCUCUGACACACAUGGAGAGGACUCUAGGCUUUUAUGAUUUCUGUUCCGCUCCAAGGUUUUGUUGGACAGUUUGUUCCGUCUACAAGUCUCUGAUUGACUCUGGGGAAAAACUUCCUGAAACUUUAUCCCAGCUGUUUGUAGAGAUCCUGGCCCGCCUGCUUCAGACACUGUCGCUGAACGAGGCCAGCAACAGAGACCUGGUGUUGGCCUUAGGCAGGAUGGCCUCUCACUUUCUGAACAACGAACAACAGCGAAGCUGCACCAAAGAGCAAAUGUACUCCUUUGGUUUUCAGCCAUUUCUUAAGGCAUUUGGUGUUUUCCUGCGAGUAGCUGGUGAGCUGGAUUCAGAUACAUGUGUCUUCUCCUUCCACUCCCGGAUGAUGCAGGACUUUGUCCUGGCCGUGUCCUUCUUUUUGGAAAAGUCUGCAUUUGGCCCCAUGGAGGAGAUGCUGGAAGGCGGUGCAAAGCCCGUAGAUCUCUUCUUGUCGGGGCUUUCAGAGCCAGUUCAGCGCAGACCCCUGGAGAUCCUGCUGGGGGAGUUCAGCUCUGAGCAGAUCGGCUGCUUCAAGAGCUGGUUUAAAAGCAGCUCGGAGGCCACGCUUCAGGGCUUCUACAAAGACAAGCACCACAGAUGCUUCCAUCUGCUUCACCAGGCUCAAAGUGAGAGUUUGGUGAAAGAAAUCAUCAGUCCAUCAGCGCGAUUAGGCAUCAGCUAUGGCGACCUGAGCCUCCAGGACUGCGUAGCGCUCGCUUAUGUUGUCACGUGCCUCGGCGAGUUGGAGUGUCUGAAUCUGUACCUUACAAGAAAUCUGACGGCGGAGCAGGCGGAAGCCCUGGCUCCAGCCAUGCGACUGUCACACAAGAUAAACUUGAAUGACAGCACCCUGAGCACCGAGGCUGUCCCUCAUCUGGCUUCAGCUCUCAGCAGAGGCGUCACCGCCGACCUGGACCUCUCCGCUUCCCGCCUUGGAGAUGAAAAGUUAAAGAUUCUCUGCUCUGGACUCAAAGACUCCAAGCUGCACAAAUUGAACCUGAAGUUAUGCAGUCUGACGGAGGCAGGCUGUGAGGACCUGGUAUCGGUCCUGACCUCAGACACCUCUCGUCUGCGCGUGUUGGACAUCGCGGCGAAUAAGAUCGGGGAUCAGGGCUUUGCGAAACUGUGCAAAGCCCUGCAUAGUCCUCACUGCAAGCUGCACGAGCUCCUGACUGAAAACUGCGACCUGGCUGCCCCGUCCAUGGAGGCUUUAUCGGCAGCUUUGUGUUCCGGUCAGUCAGAGCUGAGAAAAGUAAACCUGACACACAACAUGAUUGGUGACAGCGGAGUGGAGGCUUUGUGCAAAUCCCUGCAACACCCACUCUGUAAACUGCAAAGCGUCAAAUUCUUUGAUAGUGACCUGACAGGUAGUUGCUGCCCUCAUCUGAGGGAAGCCUUGACGUCAGAGCACUGCUCCCUGACAGAGCUGGAUCUGUCAGUGAACGAACUGGGCCAGGAGGGGGCACUUCUGCUCUGCCAGUCCCUGAGUGGAGCCCGCUGCCCUUUAGAAAAACUCCACCUGACACGAUGCAGCCUGACUCUGCCGGUGUUCAAGGAGCUGGGCUCGCUGCUGAAAAGUGGAACCUGUCGACUGAAGUCCCUGACUGUAGGUAUAAAUAAAGUAGGAGACCGCGGGGUUAAACAUCUUUGGGAUGCAGUUGCACAUCCGAACUGCUCGUUGGAGGAACUGGAUGUUGAAAUGACCGGCCUGACAGACGCCUGCGUUGCAGACUUGUGCGCUGCCGUGAGAGCAAGCAAGACUUUGAAGAGCCUUGAGCUGAGAAACAACUCGUUGACGGAUGCUUCCGUCCCAGCUCUUAUCCAAAUCAUGCACGACAGCGCAAACAUGCAGGAAAUGAACCUGAGGUACAACGAGUUCAGCGAGGACGUUUUCGACAUGCUGGAUGAGUGUGAUAAAAUAAAAUACUGAGGAAGGCCGACGAGUCCAUCGUGUGCUGUGGGACCACAUGCUGCACUGAUCAAGUAUUACAGUUAAAGACGGAUUCAUCAAAUAAGCAGUUUGAUCAAUCCAGUUUCAUUUCAUUUUUAGUUUUCUUGCUGUUUUGUGACAUUUUACUCUGUACCAGCCGCACAUGCCUGCAACUUUUUCAUUAAAAUAAACUUGACUUUCUACAUCAGA